Messenger RNA from Arvicola amphibius (Eurasian water vole), 2756 nucleotides. RefSeq names its product zinc finger protein 2 homolog. The transcript is spliced from 4 exons. The coding region runs from base 110 to 2512 and encodes 800 amino acids. The record is from RefSeq and is a predicted model, not a curated record. NCBI's taxonomy places the organism in Eukaryota, Metazoa, Chordata, Mammalia, Rodentia, Cricetidae. Gene Ontology annotation, biological process: regulation of DNA-templated transcription.
UCUCUUCCGGUGUGGACGCUCGCUCGGCCCCGCCACAUCCGUUUGCCCUGCGUCUGGCGGUUGCCGGGCCAUCACGGGAGGACUCGGACGCCGCAGACGCCGGGCCACAAUGGAACCAUUGACCUUCAAGGAUGUGGCCAUCGAUUUUUCUGGAGAGGAAUGGGAAUGCCUGAACUCGGAACAGCAGACUCUGUAUAAGGACGUGAUGCUGGAAAACUACAGGAACCUGGUCUUCCUGGGUCUUGCUGUGUCUAAGCCAUACCUGGUUACCUGUCUGGAGCAAAGGAAAGAGCCCUGGAAUGUAAAAAGGCAAAAGACCAUGAUCUUGUUCCCAGCUGUGUUUCCUCAUUAUAACCAACACUUUUCACCAGAGCAGAACAUAAAGUAUUCAUUCCAGGAACUGAUCAGUGGAAGCCAUAGAAAUGGUGACGUUGACAAUUUGUGCUCCAGAGAAGAAAGGGAACAAAUAGAGGGGCGUGAAGUUCCAAAAACGUAUUAUAAUGGGUAUAACCCGUUUGUAACAACUGAUAGUAGGGGAAGCUUUACUCCCAGUAGACAGCAAGAAUCUGAAAUGGCUCAAGAAAACCCUCAGGCUCUGCCUGUUACUUGUGAACAGCCGUGUGCUUCUGUCAGUAAACAUCAGAGUCAGUUUUUGAACUGCACCUCUUCUUUCAGAGAUAGUUUGGGAGAUACAGAGCGGGGUCUCGCCCAUCCUUCAGCUACUGCCUUCAGCAGUUUCAGAUGUAGCUUUGGGUUAAGCUUUCAUUCAAACCUUUUUGUAGAUGGGGAACUUAAAAAUGAAGAAAAAAAAUCUAAAUGUAAUCAAUUUGAGAACUCCAUUAUGAAAAAUUCCUUAAUAUAUAAUCCACAAAUAGGUCUUUCAUGUGCCAAAACACAGAAUUUCCAUAAAUACGGCAGGUUCUUUACACAUCCAGUAUCACCUAAUCAAAAUUCAAGUACAGAUAUUUUAGAAAUCCAGUAUAUAUGUAAAGAAAAUAGGAAGGCCUUUACUGAGGAGUCUGCCUUAAAUAAUCACCAGGGCACGUUUAUUGGAGAGACAGUGUACCAGUGCAAUGGAAACGACAGUGACUUUACCCAUGAGCCAAAUCCCGCAGACCAGCAGUCUGCUCAUUUCCCAAAGGACUUUUACAAAUGCUGCAAAUGCGACACCGUCUUUCAUCAAUACUCAGAACUUAUCAUCCACCAAUAUAUCCAUAUUCAAGAUCAGAUUUCCAAGGGUAUGGAUUGUAACACAGCUUUCAAUAAAAGUUCCAGCCUUCCUAGAAAUCAUACUGGAGAAAAACCCUACAAAUGUAAGGAAUGCGGCAAAGCCUUUACCUAUUGUUCCAGCCUCAGACAGCAUCAUAGGAUUCAUUCUGGUGUCAAACAUCACAAAUGUAAAGAAUGUGGCAAAGCCUUCUACCAUAAGUCACUCCUUACGCAACACCAGAGCAUCCAUGCCGGGAAGAAGCCCUACUGCUGUAAAUUUUGUGGCAAAGCAUUUAAUCAGAGAUCAACUGUUACUCAACACCAGAGGAUUCAUACUGGAGAGAGGCCCUACCAUUGUAAAGACUGUGGCAAAGCUUUUCACCAAAGGUCAAGCCUUAGCCUACACCAGAGAGUUCAUACUGGAGAGAAGCCCUACAAAUGCAAAGAAUGUGGCAAAGCCUUCAACCGUAAUUCUCUCCUUACUCAACACCAGAGGAUUCAUACUGGUGAGAAGCCCUACCAUUGCAAAGAUUGUGGCAAAGCUUUUAAUAAAAAAUCAAGCCUUACUCAACACCAGAGAAUUCAUACUGGAGAGAAACCCUAUUCUUGUAAAGAUUGUGGCAAAGCUUUUAAUCAAAGAUCAAGCCUCAGCCUGCACCAGAGAGGUCACACUGGAGAGAAACCCAAUAAAUGUAAUGAAUGUGGCAAAGCCUUCAACCGUGUGUUCUUCCUCACUCAACACCAGAAAAUUCAUACGGGAGAGAAGGCUUACCACUGUAAGGACUGUGGCAAAGCUUUUAAACAGCGCUCAAGCCUUACCCAGCACCAGAGAGUUCAUACCGGGGACAAGCCUUACCUCUGUAAGCACUGCGGGAAGGCUUUUACUCAGAGGUCAAGCUUUACUCGGCACCAGAGAAUCCACACCGGAGAGAAGCCCUACAAGUGCCAAGACUGUGACAAAGCUUUCAGCCGCAACCUCCUUCUAAUCCAACACCAGAGAAUUCACACCGGAGAGAAACCGUACCACUGCCAAGACUGUGGCAGAGCGUUUAAUCAAAGAUCGAGCCUGACUCAGCACCAGCGGGUUCAUACUGGGGACAAGCCCUUCUGCUGUAAGGACUGUGGCAAGGCAUUCACUCAGAGGUCAAGCUUUAACCGGCACCAGAGAAUCCACAGCGGAGAGAAGCCGUACAAGUGUAAAGCGUGCGAGGGUACCUUCAGCUGCAGCUCCCGCCUCGCUGAGCACCAGUGCGCUUCCUUAGGCAGCUGCUUCCAAGACACAAAGUUCCUCCAGUAUGUGUGAGUUUACCGUUCUGUUACAGCCAGCUCGCAGACCGUAGGAUUCAUUGUUAGACCUGUGAUGUGUUUUAUAUAAAAGAUACUUCUUCUGUUGUUGCAAUUCUGGGAAUCUGUGGAUUCCCAGAAUAUCACAUUCUGGUUUAAUUGAGUAAUAGUUUUCUUUCUUGUCAUUUUGUCAAGUGGUUCUGUGUUAAUUGCAUUCUCAGAUGUAUUUCCCACAAUGUAAACAUAAAACAUAUACGCUGUUA